Molecule: messenger RNA, 1845 nt
Organism: Fusarium musae
Lineage: Eukaryota; Fungi; Ascomycota; Sordariomycetes; Hypocreales; Nectriaceae
Exons: 2
Coding region: 1-1845 (614 amino acids)
Molecular function (GO): protein binding
Source: RefSeq, a predicted model, not a curated record
AUGAUCAUCGAGAAAGUCGGAUCAGGAGAGUUUCCUUGGCUAUCCGUCUACGAACACAUGGAAGAUCGCGAUACUUACAAUGCCUUGCAGUUCGCGGCAGCCGGGGGACAUCGUGAUGCCCUCACAACUCUGUUAGAGGCCACACCUUUGGCUGACAAGAUCACUGCUACCAGUCCAAGACUGGGCAGAACAUGCGCACACCUCGCUGCAAAGGCUGGUUCCUUGGAUUGUGUGAAAAUAUUGAUGAGAUACUCACAACCUCUGUUCAGUGUGAGAGACCAUUCAGGAAGAACUCCUCUGUUCUUGGCAAUCGUUGGCGGCAAUCAAGAAUUGAUUCAGUACAUGAAAGAUAAUUUGUUGGAUUAUGAUAAUCCGCAGGAUAUGGGUAUCAUCUUAUUGAACCCAGUUCCAGCCCGAAAUGACAACUACGACUCUGACAGUGACUCAUUGCCAGAGUCAUCUCACAGCGAAGCAACCCACGAGCAAAAGAUCUCUGAACCAAAACAAAUAGGCGCCAUGCUAGCAGAUGCGAUAGACCAUUAUCAACUAAGCCAAGACCCUCUGUUUAAGUCUAUCCUCGACCACACCUCAAGAAAGGACUUGGCCUCUGCCAUAAUGCCUUGUGGAGGCUGUACCCUUCUCAGUUACACGGCAGCAACCAACAAGAUCCGGCCUAUGCUAGAACUAGUGGAGUUGGGGUUUACUGGUUUCGUGGCUGGGUACGGCAGUAAUCAAUCUAAUGGUUUAACGACAUAUCACAAUGUGGCCAAACUCCUCAUCAGAAACGGAGCCGAUGUCAAUGCGCAAGACUUAGAACUUGUAACCCCCCUACACCAGGCUGCCCACUAUGGUCAAAUAGAUAUGGUGUUAACACUCUUGAGAGCGGGCGCCAACCCGAAUCUUUUGUGUGCCAAUGGCGCAUCAGCCCUGGGACAAUCUGUUGCCUACGGUGACUUCCGAGUCACUCGUUGUCUAUUGAGCAACGGCGCAAGCCCUAUGACAUCCUUCGACAUCACUUUCGAAACGGUUAAUGUCGAUGUGAAUAUCAUGCGCCAGUUAAUUGAGCUUGGAGCGGAUCCCUACGUAACAAGGCCAGGUACCGGAAGCACUCUCACAAAUGCAAUCUAUGAGAGUGCUGAGGGCAUGUCACUUGUACUGAAUGGAAACUUUGACUUCCAUCGACUUGCAGAACAGGAACCGCUCUUACUCAGCGAGAUUCUUGCUAAUAGGAAAUUAUCGUCCAUGGAGCUCAAAGCGAUCAUGAAGCGCAUGCCACAUGAGUAUCGUGCUCGCUUAGUGAACUUUGAACCGGAUGACAAAUACACUCCAUCAUUUUACAUUAUCCGCAAUGACGAUCCGAAACUCCUGCAGGUGUUACUUGAUAUGGGUCUGUAUAUUGAACACGAGUGGCAUGGGAAGGGAACACCAUUGAUGUUUGCUGCUAGCAUUGGAGCCUUCAAAUGCUUCAAGCUCCUUGUCCAUCACGGCGCAAGGUUGGCAUACCUCACAACCGGAAGACGAGGUGAAGUCAUUGCAAGAUCAAUCACCGAAGCAGCAAAGCUCCAUCCCCGCCUACUUCAAUGGGCCUUGGUUGACCGCCACUACGAGACAAAGUAUCUCACCCAAGCAGCACACAACGGCCCGUUUGUCCCUAUCAAACCAUGGUCCGGCGAACGAAGGGUGGGAUAUAGAGUUUCAGGCAGUGGUGAUGAGAUCCCCCAGCUGCCAACAGAGUCAAUGUUGGACUUGCUCCCCCGAAUUGCGAGGAUGAAGAGGGGUAUGAGAGGAAGAGUAUUAUUGCCUGUCGAACCUUGUGACCUUGCGCGGGGAUUUGAGCCGCGAUAG